Molecule: messenger RNA, 2464 nt
Organism: Triticum aestivum (bread wheat)
Lineage: Eukaryota; Viridiplantae; Streptophyta; Magnoliopsida; Poales; Poaceae
Product: heavy metal-associated isoprenylated plant protein 2
Exons: 3
Coding region: 1778-2209 (143 amino acids)
Molecular function (GO): metal ion binding
Source: RefSeq, a predicted model, not a curated record
AGUUGCCACGAGCAUUGCAAUUUUAGUUAGUGAGCAUGACAACUACGCUGUAGUUUUAUUUUUCAUCAUAAAAUUGCCGUGCUUGCAAAUUUAAAUCGUCAUCUUUGCCCAUCCUUGUGAUAACUAAUGUUGCCAUCAAAAUGUUUGCAAUUGCCACCCUUCCUAGAGAACGUCCGCUGAAUAACAUCACCCUGGUUUUAGCACAAAGAACUUCUCUAACAAUUUCUAUAGGUUCAAUGUAAGAUCUAUCUGCUGUUUAAUCAUCACAUCAAUUUUUCCUUCAAUUUUUAUAGGGGCGAUAUCUUUAGCAAUUUAUUGGUAAAGAGCAUAAGGAAUGGGACAAGAAUUCUUAUGAGGGAAAGAUGAAACUGUUAUGUUUUUUUGAGGGAACUGUUAUGUUAUGUUAGCUGUGAUGAAACUGUUAUGUUAGCUAAUCAGAUUUGACACAAGCCUUGUCCUGACCUUACUCUAGUCAAUCAGACGGUACUAAUUGUUCAUCGGCUUGGCCCAUCGCAGACACAGGACACACCCGACCACAAGAAAAACAAUCAUCAGCCUGGCCCAUCGCACUUACACUAAUUGUGCUUCGUUUGACCUUUUGUUUAAGUAGGGUGGUUUUUGUCUGGUCUUGUGCAACGAAGGCAGAGUGGUUGGAGGGAGUAAUGAUCCUUUUGCUCUGACAUAUUUUUCUUUUCCUCUGUCGUCCAAGGUUUCGUGUGCAUCCUUGACACAUGUCCUGGGGCCUAAUCCCAUAUUAACAGGACGAUAGUGCCAUUGUUCGACAAAAUUUCUCCAGAACAAUGGAGCUGAAAACAACCAGCCACCCAACAGCUAGGAAUCUCCGUUCGAGCAAGAGAAUGCCGGCAUUUUCUAUGCUGGAGGUUGGCAAUCUACCAUUGUUUUGCUCCGUGAGAUCCCUCUUGGAUCGGCUGUCCCAUUAUCCCACUCUCAUUCCAAGAACUUGGAAUAUCAAUAACCCCAAAACAUAACGUCCUGGGCUGGAGAGACAAGGGCAACCAUACUUAAUUAUUUAAGUUUCUUAUAUACAGUAUAAGCGACGUUGCGCCCAUAGAAUACAGAAUACGAACCAACUACUGCAUAUAUAUGUUCGUUCCAGUACACCCAUACCGUGCUGUUUGUCGCAGUGGUAUUAGUUGCCGACGUCUCCUACGUGACACCAAGUCGUCUCCCCAGGUUGCUGGUUAGUCAAGCGCUAAUAGAAAACUAAGACUAUCUAACCAGACAGCAACCACGGCAUAGCUGUAUACUAUCAAUCCAUUUGAUGAUUAGGCAUAUACUAAUUCAACUUCCAACCAGCUGUUAGAAUAAGCACAAUCUUAACUGCCGCCGUUCGUUGCAGAAAACGCACCAAUAGAUGAUAAGGUACUGGAAAUCCCGGGACUUCUUUUUGCGGGUGUUACAUAAUUCUCAUCAUGUCGACAUCCGAUGGAGAGUCGGCUGAAUACAUACGGGCUGCACACCUACUACUACGACUAGUUACUGACUUAUAAACUUAUUUCAAAUCUCCUUGUAGAAACAACAAUAUGAAAUGCAUUUGCAUAAGUUGGUUUUGCACUGUGGCAAUAAUUGUUGCAAUUGACCAAGUCCAGGGUCCAAACCACCAUGGGCAUUAUGUUCUACAUGGUCCUCACUUGUGUAUAAAGCUAGCCAUUGGAGGGAAGGCGUUCGGGAGAGCUCGAGUACAGGCGGAUAUACCAAGUACACAAAUCAGUAAUCUUCAAGCAUCCUAGUUUAAUCUCGCCGCGAUCCCGCGAAGAUGAAGAUGGUGCUUAAGGUGCCGAUGGUCUGCAAGAAGUGCAAAUCUUGCGUUCUUACGAUUGUGUCCAAGGUCAAAGGGGUCAAGUCGAUGGCAUACGACGAGGAGAAGAGCACGCUGACGGUGGUGGGGGAUGUGGACGUGGUGGUGGUCGUGGACGCGCUGCGCAAGGGGAAGCACCCGGCGACGGUGGUGACGGUGGGCGACGAGAAGAAGGAGGCGGAGGAGAAGAAGAAGAAGGACGAAGAGGAGAAGAAGAAGAAGGAGAAGGAGGCCGAGGAGAAGAAGAAAAAGGAAUGCCUGGAGCUGAUGCAGAAGCACUGCCCCAAGGCUUGCCUGCCGCCACCCUACUGCCCGCCGCCACCCCACUGCCCGCCGCAAACCUACAGCUGCUACGUCGACGACCACCCCGGCCCCUGCACCAUCGUCUGAGCGAGAGGGGAGAUCAUCGAUCCAGCGCCACCGUACCAUAUAUACAGCCGAUCGUUGUUGCUGGUGCAAAUUAAGCCACUCCUCCAGGCCAGGCACACCAAUUAAUUCGUGCGUACGUCUUGUUCAUCGUUCAGAAGAUUCAGAGCUUGCAUGCACAUUAUUUUCUUCUCCUGUAUCUUUUCCGGUUCCUGUGAUCAAGAAUUGUAUGUCUCGACGGAGACCUUCUUUUACUACUCACAACUCGUCUACUUGCAA